This is a messenger RNA of Diachasmimorpha longicaudata, 994 nucleotides long. Its product is annotated as pyridoxine/pyridoxamine 5'-phosphate oxidase. The coding region runs from base 143 to 817 and encodes 224 amino acids. Gene Ontology annotation, molecular function: FMN binding; pyridoxamine phosphate oxidase activity. The record is from RefSeq and is a predicted model, not a curated record. Lineage: Eukaryota; Metazoa; Arthropoda; Insecta; Hymenoptera; Braconidae. Gene Ontology annotation, biological process: pyridoxine biosynthetic process; pyridoxal 5'-phosphate biosynthetic process. The transcript is spliced from 6 exons.
GUAAAACGUUCGGCCUUGAUUUUGGUGAAUAUCUCGACAUGUACAGGGAAUGAAACACUUUUGACAAGGACUUUUUGCCAUUUUUUGAGGGAUUUUUCUUAGGGAAGAAAUGAAAACAUAUUAAGACGAACUUAGAAUCCGUAUGAGGAUCAAAUACAAAGAUAAGUCUGAGACUUUUACUGAGGAUCAACUGGAAUGCAAGGAACCCAUUGGCCAAUUCAAGGCCUGGUUCGAUGCUGUAUGUAAAUUACCCACCAUUCAGGAACCUAAUGCUAUGGUUGUGGCAACCGCUACGAGAGAUGGAAUUCCCUCGGCGAGACCAGUUCUUCUGAAAGGUUUCAGCACCGAAGGUUUUAAGUUCUACACAAAUUACAAGAGCCGAAAGGGUCGUGAGUUGGCAGACAAUCCCAAUGCAGCUCUGGUAUUUCAUUGGGAGCCUCUGAGACGAACGGUGCGGAUUGAAGGGAGGGUCGAGAAGACCUCUGAGGAAGACUCGGAUAUCUACUUCUCGUCGAGACCAUUCCCCAGCCAGAUUGGCGCACACGCGAGUAAACAGAGUGCACCAAUUGCCGGACGCGAUACGUUGAUGAUCAAGGAGAGAGAAUUGCUGGCACAGUUCCCAGAGGGCAAAGUACCCAGACCUCCCUGCUGGGGCGGGUUCAUCGUCAUUCCAAAAUCUGUGGAAUUUUGGCAGGGCCAGAGUGAUCGUCUUCAUGACAGAAUUCGCUUUCGUCGACCAGAACCCAACGAAAAAAUUGACAAUAUAUUGGUCCAUCAGGGGGAAAACGGAUGGGUCUUUGAGAGACUCUCUCCUUGACUCUAAUGUUCAUUUAGUGAAUAUUUGUUAUUAGUUAAAUUUAUUUAUUUGUACGGCCCAUAACCAGCAGUCAUUGCUUCAGUCUCGUUAACUUCAGUAUCUCUCGUUGUAGGCCUAAAAAAAUUUACUGGUGUUGGGAAUUAAAGAGUUUAGGGGGGUUAUUGAAGAAUAUCAAAA